AUGCAGUCCAUGACUGGAGACACUCCACAAAUGAAGGGUUCCACUUGCUUGAAGAGCUAUAACCGGAAAACGGAGUGUCCGUUUUCACUCUGCAAGGCGCGACAGAGCAAUAAGGAGGGCGAGGUCGGGGGAGAAAUCGGUCGCAGAGACUUUGAUAUUGUCAAGCACCGGCGGACACGUGGGCGGGUCGAAGAUGGUCGACACCAGCUGAUGGAGCUUGGACGCGGCACCAAGGAGGCUGUUGAGCUGUCCGAAGCUCUCGGCGUUGUACAGCCGGACGACCUCAACCAGCCACGUGCUUUGUUUGAUCUAGUGACGCUGCACUCACCGAUGGUCGCCUGUGGCCCCGAGCUACUUCACUUGGACUCCUUGGUGAGAUGA
Molecule: messenger RNA, 381 nt
Organism: Ectocarpus sp. CCAP 1310/34
Lineage: Eukaryota; Phaeophyceae; Ectocarpales; Ectocarpaceae
Source: the annotation of a GenBank genome assembly